AUACACAGAAGGGACUUUCUUUGGAAUGUCGUGUAACAAUGCCGCGUGACAUAAUAGUGAUUUGUGUGAAUAAGAUCGCGAACACUCGAUUGGAGGUACUCAUACAAUGAAUGGUGAUGACUCUCGCCCAGAAUAAGCAGUCUGACGGGAAGUACACUCCAAAGCUACCGGGAUGCUCUCGAUUCGGAAAGGCACUGUCACCGUCAGAUCCGACUUCUGGGAAAUUUUCAUCGAGGAAAUCGUAGUCGAUGACGUCGGGAGAAGGAAUUUCUUUCGCCAGAGAUGGUGAUACGGACCUUUAUAUUAUCAGCCCCUCCUGUGCGAUGGGUGGCUACGAUAGUAGGUCUGAUACUCCUUGUGAUGUCGACCAACGGCUUUCCUGACGGCGCUCCUGUGGAUGCGUGUGGAGAUAUGAUGCCUGUCCAUGGGAUGGCAACACCUCAGGUUAACCAGAAUAGACUUGGUAUUGCCAUGACAACUGUUGUGAUGACAGACGAAGAUGAUGGUGACGAAGAGGAUGGCGAUGCUACUACCGUUCAUGUGACCUUGAUAGGAAACCAACCAUUUAGUGGAUUCUUUAAAGGAUUCAUGAUUCAAGCUCGUCAUGUUGGAGGUGACAGACCUAUCGGGAGAUUUGUAAGGAUACCUGCGGGACAACAAGGGCUCAAUUGUUCCGGUGUAGAGAACUCGGCCGUCACGCAUACCAAUAACGAUCAAAAGUUUGGGGUUUCAUUUGCUUGGAAGCCGUUGAAGAAAGAUGACACCACGAACGUUAUAUUCGUUGCCACCAUAGUGAAGUCUUACAACCGCUUUUGGACGAACAUAAUAUCUGAAGUCCUGUUUCCUUCAGUCCCGACAACACCGUCUUGGAGAGAUAAUCCUGACGAAAACAACACAUCUACUGAACCAAUUCCUACGACAAACAGUACUACUAACUCUACUUCAUUGUUCCAGAACGUUACUACGAUGUCACCAUUAACAGAUGGGUCUAACGUGACAACAAAUCUAUCUCCUACCACUAUAGCCCCGGUCACUGAUAAUAGCACUACCUCCCCUCCAUCUAAUACUACCACAAAUGAUGUGACCGAAUAUGUUAGCGCAACAACCGUUUCUUUUAAUGGCUCGACAGUAUUAAGCAAUGUUACUAUUAGUGUAACAACUACUGAAUCAUCAACUGAUGCCGUGGAUACUACCACGUCAGCCGCCGCUAACUCCACUGUGGACAUCACCACUGCGGAUAUCAUAAAUAUAACUGAAUCGACUCGUUAUACAACGGUUAAUACAACCAACAUAUCCAGUAACUCAUCAGAAUUGAAUGUCACGACUGAAGAACCAAAUGUUACUACGACAUUGAAUCCUGAGAAUGUUACUACGACAUUAAAUCUUGAUAAUGUUACUACAACUUUGAAUCCUGAUAAUUUAACUUCGACAUCAAAUCCCGAGAAUGUUUCUACGACAUUAUAUUCUGGUAAUAUCACUACAUCAGAUCCCGAGAAUGUUACUUCGACAUUAAAUCCCGAUAAUGCAACUACGACAUCAAAUCCAGAGAAUGUAACUACGACAUCAAAACCCAUAAAUAUCACUACGACAUCAAAUCCUGAGAAUGUAACUACAUCAAAUCCCAAGAAUGCCACGACAUUAAAACCCGAUAAUUUCAUCACGACAUUAAAUCCCGAAAAUGUUUCUACGACAUUAAAUCCCGAUAAUGCAACUACAUCAAAUCCUAAGAAUGUUACUACGACAUUAAAUCCCGGGAAUAUAACCACGACAUUAAAUCUUGAUAAUGUAACUUCGACAUUGAAUCCUGGAAGUGUUACGACCUUGUCUUAUAGUAAGAAUGAUACUUCAACAUUAAAUCCCGAUGUCACAACGUCUUCCUACUUUUCCACAGUUAAUGUAACGGUACCAAUGGAUAACAUGACUACAACUCAAGAGCCUGUCUUAUCGACAACUAUCAUGAUUCCCACUACUGAUCAAACAACUCAAAUGACCACAGAUUUUUCUAAUAGUACAACAGCCAUUAAUAACGGAACAGAUACAAAUGUGACGUCCACAACAAUAGCUAUAACCUCAGGAAAUGAAACGACUGAUGAAAAUAUGACAACAUCGUUACCCAUUAAUACAACAUCAGUACCGAUUAAUACAACAUCAAUGUCGCCAACUCCGGAUAUAACAGUUCCGACUGUCACAAAUGAUUCAUUUAUAACAACGAGUGGAAAUCAGUCAAUGACCACGAUGCAAAACGUAACGGUAACAGAAACAAGCACCAAUUCAAAAGAAACAUUACCGAUUACAACAACAAAUACAACAGAGCCAUUUACAAAUGUCUCAUUGACUACAUCAUCACCUGUAACAAAUGACUCAUUUGCACCUACCAAUAGCAUGCCCAUUGUGACAAACGUUACAGAAACUGUGACAGAAGCUAAUACAACUAUAAUGUUGAAUCUGUCAACUUCUGAAAGCACUUCGACAUCAAGUCCAACGACAGCUGAGAUAACAUCCACAAAUGCAUCCUCCUCUGAUUCAACGUUAACUAUAAAUUCAACAGAAACCAUGACCUCAGAUUCGAGUUUAAUUCCUUCGACGUCAGUGUCAACAAGCAAGACAACGAUUGUCACUACACUUUCAAUGUUGACAAUGAUGACGACAUCAGGAACACCAGCAACAGCACCCGAGACCACUCAACAAACUACAAUACAUACCACCGCAACACUCCCAACAACUCAACAAAAUACAGCUGAUACUACUACGAUCAUGUUAACAACUGGAAAUGCGGUGACCUCUGCAACUACAACGGUUGACCAGCCAACAGACCUAGUGACUACUCAAGAUGCAGUCACGUCCACAGGUAGCACUGAUGAUUUGCAGAGAUCUAUCAUCCCCGGUGAAACUUCCACUUCUCAAUCACCGAUAGUUGAAAACAACAAUGAGGUAUACGUUCGCUUUAGAAUUACUGGAAUAGAUUUUACCAGUGCAUUGACUCAACCUUCAUCUCUAAAAUACACCAACCUUGAAGCAGAAGUCGUUUCAACUUUGGAACAAGUCUACAGUUCAACCAACAAUUUCAGGAGUGCUGGCGUCACAAGAUUUUUGAAAGGAAGCGUCAUUCCUGAGGUAAGGUUAGAGUUCACAUCUUCUCUGGAUGACGAUUUGAAGAGCAAUGCCCUAGGUACACUUUACAACGCGGUCGAUGAGUCUGGCGGCAGACUGGGAAACUUUUCAGUCGAUAACGUCGCUUCGAUCGAUGAAAAUGGUUAUUUCCAGACAGUAGACGCAUGUUUUAUUCUUCCAUGUCCAUCGGGUGCAUACUGCUAUGUAGAUCCUAUUGACAAUCAAUGUUGGUUAACAUGUGAUAGAAACUCGGGCUAUUGUCUCAAUGGAGGAACCUGUAUCCCUCCUGAUGAUGGAGAGACCAUUGCAACAUGCACAUGUACCAACAACUAUGAAGGCAGAAGAUGCGAGGUUGCGAUAACCACAGUUGCUCCAACAAUUGAUUUACAAAUGAGACUGGUAAUAAUUUUAGCAUCUAUCUGUGGAAUUAUGGCCCUUCUUUUCCUCAUCCUUGCAAUCGUUCUCAUCUGGUGGUGUCGCAGACUAAAAUACACGAAAAGAGUGAUAGAAGAAGACCCUGCUCAAGUGGCCAAAUGGCAGAACAGAGCGCGACGAUCGAGAGCCAGGCGUGAUGCCGACUCCAGUGGUGACGAGACGGUAGAUGGACUCUCAAACUCAGGGGUGGCUGGAAUGAGUUAUACACUGAACAGAGAAACGCAGCUCCCCUUCAGGACUGAACAAGGUGCCAAAUUGCCUCAUAACCUAGUCGCUAUUCCUGAUGACAUUGACACGAGUAGUGGGAGCAAUUUUUACUUUACCGACUCGGAUUCCGAUUCGGAACAUUUCCGUCCUAAAAUCAUCGAAGGUGGAGUGAGUUUUCCAUUUUUCGAUGGAAGUGGAAGCAUCCCUGAUCUGCUGGCAUCAGCAGCUGACUAUGAGAUGGAUGUGAUGCAGCGGAUGUCAUCCAAUAAGCCAUUGGGUACCCGAGGAAGGUCUGUCAGUUUCAGCGACAUUCAGCAAGUGAUUUCAGAUGAUGAUCGCAUCGGGUGGGAGAACUUUACCUUCGGCAGUGAGGCAGCGGACAGUAACAAAAACAACAACUUUCAAAUGCGCUGGGACUUUCAGGUUGGAGGAAAGUCUGAUGAUGCCGAUGGUAAAAAGGAUGAUGGUGAUGAUGACGACGAGCGCAAUAAAGGUGGUGGUCGAGGUCUUCUCGGUGAGACGAAUGCAUGACGGUACGCGCUGCCAUCACCAAGCUCUGUUGAGAAUUCUCAUGAAUCCCCUUUGCCUCGCUUGCCAGCUAAUCUAGCGGAUACAUAUUUCUAAAAGAAUAUGCUAUCCGCAAGAUUUAUUUCUUCUUCUUAAUCUUUGUUCAAUACUUUACUCAUAUACCACCAUUCAUUCUGUUUGCAUGAUUGUUUUACUAACGCACUAACAAAGUAAUAUGGAUCAUAGUAAAAGUAAAAAAAAAUUACCAAAGCAUUUACCGUCACAUUUAACUCUUUCCUCAUAGAAAAUGACAAUAAUGCUGCAGGAGCAAGCUUUCAUUUGAAUAGUCUUCUUUGCUGAAUUAUAUUCAAAAUCUAACAUUGUCGUUCUCCGAUAUUUUGUCAUAAAAUUUAAUGAUAAUCAUGCAGCACCGUAUCACAAUAUUCAUGGUAGUAAUUUGGAUUUUAAAAAUACUUUGACUUAAAAUUUGAAAUGAGAGUUACACUUGCCCAUUUUAAACAAACAUAGCAAAAUAAUGUUUAAUCUGCCUUAAAAUAUAUAUAUUUCUUACAAGAACCGUGUAAACAAACAAGCAAACAACAGUAAAAAGAAAACAUUGAAUUAAAGAAAAAGGAAAACCUGGAUGAAAGAACAAAAGUCAGACUAAAGGGGAUUAGAGCGUGAUGAUGGCAGCACAGCCCAAUUCACCAUCGUCGCCAAUGCACAGUAUUAUGAAUAUUCGUCAAGUGUUUUCAAUAAGAUCUCCCUCGUGUUUUAUCAUUUCAAACUGACAUGCAUGUCUUUUUAAAAAAUAUUAACAGAUAUUACCAACCUUAUUUGAAGUUAUUUGUUGUAGAGAGUGUGACAGAAUUCAACAGUGACCUUCCAAAUAUCUUAUUCCUCUUACAAGGAAAUUUGUCUCUCUCCAUCUUCCUCAUCCCUACUCUUUCAGUCCACUUUUCUUCUCCCUUUUCUUUCUUCCCCUUCUUCACUCCGUUGCCCAACGUCUUCCAUAUUUAUAUACUUCAUUUGUCUGUUAACACACAUUUUGGCAGCAGACAACCAACAAUAGAUUGAAUAAACCGUUUUAUCAAUUCUCUAAUUGACAUUUGCGUGAAAUCAAACCCAAAUACUUAAUUGUUCCAUAAUUGGAAAUCAAGUCACGUCUGGUUUUCAUGGUUGAAAGUGUGUUUUGUGAAACAGACCCACUUUUGUUGCACAUUAACAUUGGUUGAUACGAAUGUGAAGCCGUUUCACAAAGGAUUUAGCAUGUUCAUAGGAUCAUGAUAAGAUUGCCAUAUGGUAUGCUAGCAUGGAAACCUUGAUGUUGAUUGACUGCAGAGGCCUGUUACCAUGUUUGUAACCGGAAUGGUAAAAUUACCAUAACUUCUUCAUGAAACAGUCUCAUGUAUGGCAACUUGGGAAUAAUUACUUUCUAUUCAAAAUUUCGUUAGAUUAGAAUUAUUGUUUAAAAGGUUCUGAUAAGAAUUGAACUGCCAUUCUAAAUAGUAAGAACCAAUUAUUAUCUCCUUUAAAAUCUAAUCUACUAAGUCCUGAAAUGGUUUUGAAUUCGAACGAAUUCGAACGAAUUUGAUAAGUUAUUUCAGGAUGAUAAAUAAGCUUGGUUACUUUUUAGUAUGCUGUCAGUUACUUGACAGAGAAUUGCAUUUACAGUUUAUUCUAAGUGAGUACAUGAUGGUUUUGCGAUGUCAGAGUUGCCAGCUACAAUCAUUGUGCUUUUUAGGGGUCAGUCUAAAGAAAGUCGAGAGGAUUUAAUCAGGGAAUUGGUAUGGUCACUAACAAUCCCCUGGUUUUAAGAUGAAAAGCAUUUGACGAAUAUCAAAACAGAAACAAACCAAAUAUUCCGUCCAUAGUAUUGUUCAAUCCAUUCUACCACAGUGGUGCUGUAAUUCAAGGUUUAUUUUGUCAUUGUUGUUUUCAAUAUGUAUUUUAUGAAUAGUCGUUAUGUUUAGAUAGACUAAUGAGACAAAAUAUACAGUAAUAUAGUAUAACUUUAGCAAAGACACAUGUACUGGGGACGGCUCUAUAGACUAGACUACUGAGUGUCACUCAAAUCUACCGAUAGCGCGAAACAUCAAUGAAUUCUAUAAAUAUUUAUGUACAUGCAAGUCAUAUUUGCCCAUAGGCUGUUCAUUUGGGCAAUCAAUGUUCAAUCUGCUCGAAAGAAUAAGGAAUAUACUGUAAGUAGAUUUCAUUCCAUACUGAGUAUGACACCGUGUCGAGACUAUAUUGUUCAAUGAUAUUUAUUGUCAAAAUAUGUAUGACUUGACAUGAACUCGAUAAUAGUCUAAUGUUACGUUAUUUCCGAGUCAAUUCAAACAGAAUUGACUCUACUUGUCAUUGAUGACGCAUGUUCCGAGUCACUUUAAGUGUCAAAUAUGCCAAAUUCUGUAUUUGGCGUGUUGAGGAUAACUUUUGUGGAGUUGAUCCCCCUGCCGAUGCCAUUGUUACAGAAUAUAGUUGUAGGUGUCGCAAGUCUCACUGAUGAAACUUACUCCAAAUCGAUCAAUGGUAUGUCAUUCAAAAUUAGAAAACAUCCUUGAUCGGUCUGGUAUCAAGUGCCCCGUCUUACAAAGAGUUAUGAUUGAUCCAAUCAACCUCAACUAUAUGGACUUCCGUUAACGACAAAAAAAAAUCUUCAGAAAAUGUGCACAAUGUACUUUGUGAACUAAGAGAAGCACACUGAAUUGUCAAGAAAACGAUAAACGUAUAUGAACGUACAUGUCCAGAAAAUGAUUUGAAUAAACAUGCAUUUUAGAUGUUGACGUUGCUGGCUUUCCAUAUAGUUGUGGUUGAUCGGAUCAAUCGCAACUCUUUUAAGACGGGGCCCUGGUAUCAGUUCAGUAAGUGUGACCGCUACAUUAAAGCUGAGUAGUGACAGUAAAUUCACAUAUUUUCAACGUAUCAUCCAGAAUCCUGUUAAACAUUGGACACUCAUUGAAGAUGCUGCAAUAUUCCACGCAAUAAUAUUGCAAUUGAUUGUCUAAAUCGUAUCCUAUAUAUCUUAUUUUAUAUGUUGCUGCUGCUGUCUUAUCUAGAUUUCUUACUCAUUAUUAUGAGAGAUGUGUAAGAAUCAAAUUAGAUAGGCCUACAGGUAAAUAAAUGAUUUCGAAUAGCGGAAAAGCUAAUGAUCCGACAUUUUAAUGUGUUUUUAAUGGUUACCCCUAUAAGACAUGAAAACUUGUAUAUAAU
This is a messenger RNA of Lytechinus variegatus (green sea urchin), 7473 nucleotides long. RefSeq lists its product as uncharacterized. Lineage: Eukaryota; Metazoa; Echinodermata; Echinoidea; Temnopleuroida; Toxopneustidae. The record is from RefSeq and is a predicted model, not a curated record. The transcript is spliced from 10 exons. The coding region runs from base 283 to 4284 and encodes 1333 amino acids.